AUGCAGGAGAAGAUAGACGUUGAGAUCUGCAUGCGGGACGGGGCCUACAAGCUCCCGGUGGCCAGCACCAUAAAAGAGUAGAUCCUGAAUGCCUCCAAGAACCUCCUGACCUGCAACUCUCGGAUCAAGGCCUACAAGACAGAGCUGCACAAGAAGGAGGACCACGAUAUGAGAGUCAAAUCUCUGAGGAGGUAAAGAUAACGGACCUUCUAUUGUGUCUGUUUGUGUGUUUAUUUUUGUGGAGUCGUGCUCCAUAAGUGAAGUUGAAUUUACAAUAUGUUUUGGUCUGCCAUAGACUAUCAGAUCCUGUUUCGAAUGAUCAUGUGGCCUGAAGUGGAAAAGUGGCCUUGUCUGGUAAGAUCCUUUUUUUCUGGAGUCAUAGAAGAGAACAAGGCCUACAGUGAAGUUGAAUUUACAAUAUGUUUUGGUCUGCCAUAGACUAUCAGAUCCAGUUUCAAAUGAUCGUGUGGCCUGAAGAGGAAAAGUAGCCUUGUCUGGUAAGAUCCUAUUUUUUGGUAGGAGAAGAGAACUAUUAAUAUCCUGUAUCCUAUCUUUCUUUUUCCUUGUAAUGUCAUGAAGAUAUUGGAGCCGAGCAGCAUGCCUUAUAACCAUUGUUGGAGAGAGUAAAUAAUUUACUGACAGGUUUGUCUUUGUCCCACACUGUAGGGCUGCAGAUGCCGUUGAUGUGGAAAGAUUCUGACCACUUCAAUAACAAAGAACGUGAGUAGCUUAUGUCAUUUGUUGUUUUCAGUGAAUGGAAAGGAAAGCAGAUGUUUGUUCAGGGAAAAACAAUAACAGAUGCUGUAGAAAUUCAGUUCAUAGAGACUGAACCUAAUAAUUAAAGCCAAUUCUCAUAUACAAUAUUCAAGUCUGGAUGCUGGAGCUGAUCGUGGACUACAGGAGACAGCAGAUAGAGCUUCAAGGUCCUCGGCGUGCACAUCACUGAGGACCUGAAAUGGUCCCUCAACACCGACAGUGUGGUGAAGAAGGUGCAAGAGCACCUCUUCAUCCUCAGGAGGCUGAAAAAAUGUGGCUUUGCCCCUAAGACCCUCACAAACUUUUACAGAUGCACCAUCAAGAUAAUUCUGUCGGGCUGUAUCACCACCUGGUAUGGCAACUGCACCACCAGCAACCGCAGGGCUCUCCAGAGGGUGGUGUGGUCAGCCCAGCGCAUCACCGGGGCAUGUAAUUUUCAGGACAUUUACACUUUAAUAAUUUAGCAGAUGCUCUUAUCCAGAGCGACUUACAGGAGAAAUUGGGGUUAAAUGCCUCGCUCAAGGGCACAUUGAACUGAUUUUUACCUAGUUGGCUCGGGGAUUCGAACCUGCGACUUUUCAAUAACUGGCCCAAUAACUGCUAGGCUACCUGACUCCCUGCCGACAUCUAGAUCACCCGGUGUCACAGGAAGGCUAAGAAGAUCGUCAAAGACCUCAGCCACCCGAGCCACGGCCUGUUCACCCCGCUACCAUCUAGAAGGUGGAGAAGUACACGUGCAUCCAAGUUGGGACCAAGAGACUGAUAAACAGAUUCCAGGCCAUCAGACUGUUAAAAUCACCACUAGCCAGCCUCCGCCAAUACCCUGCCCUGAACCUUAGUCACUGUUACUAGCCGGCUACCACCCGGUACUCUAACCUGCACCUUAGAGAUUGCUGCCCUAUGUACAUAGUCAUUGAACACUGGUCACUUUAAUAAUGUUUACAUACUGUUUUACCCACUUUAUAUGUAUAUAUUGUAUUCUAGACAUGGCUCAUCCUAUGCCUUCAGAAAGUAUUCAUACCCCUUGACUUCUUCCACAUUUUGUUGUGUUACAAAGUGGGAUUAAAAUGGAUUUAAUUGUCAUUUUUGUCAAUGAUCUAGACAAAAUACUCUAAUGUCAAAGUGGAAGAAUAAUUCUAACAUUUAUUUGUAAAAUUAAUGGAAAAGAAAACACUAAUGUGUCUUUUUAGAUAAGUAUUCAAUCCCCUGAGUCAAAACGUGUUAGAAUCACCUUUUGCAGCGAUUACAGCGUUGAGUCUUUCUGGGUAAGUCUCUAAGAGAUUUGCACACCUGGAUUGUACAAUAUUUGCCCAUUAUUCUUUAAUACAUUAUUCUUUAAAACAUUCUUCAAGCUCUGUCAACAUAGCUUCAAUCUAAGCCUACUAGAAAGUAUGUGCCCUCAGGCCUGGAGGGAAGCAAAAGUAAUUCCGCUACCCAAGAACAGUAAAGCCCCCCUUUACUGGCUCAAAUAGCCGACCAAUCAGCCUGUUACCAACCCUUAGUAAACGUUUGGAAAAAAUGGUGUUUGACCAGAUAAAAUGCUAUUUUACUGUAAAUAAAUUGACAACAGACUUUCAGCACGCUUAUAGGGAAGGACAUUCAACAAGCAUGGUACUUACACAAAUUACUGAUGAUUGACUGAGAGAAAUUGAUGAUAAAAAGAUUGCAGGAGCUGUUUUGUUAGACUUCAGUGCGGCUUUUGACAUUAUCGAUCAUAGUCUGCUGAUGGAAAAAACGUUAUGUGUUAUGGCUUUACACCCCCUGCUAUAUUGUGGAUAAAGAGUUACCUGUCUAACAGAACACAGAGGGUGUUCUUUAAUGGAAGCCUCUCGAACAGAAUUCCCCAGGGAAACUGUCUAGGCCCCUUACUUUUUUCAAUCUUUACUAAUGAUAUGCCAUUGGCUUUGAGUAAAGCCAGUGUGUCUAUGUAUGCGGAUGAAUCAACACUAUACACGUCAGCUACUACAGCGAGUGAAAUCACUGCAACACUUAACAAAGAGCUGUAGUUAGUUUCAGAAUGGGUGGCAAGGAAUAAGUUAGUCCUAAAUAUUUCAAAAACGAAAUGCAUUGUAUUUGGGACAAAUCAUUCAUUAACCCUAAACCUCAACUAAAUCUCUUAAUAAAUAAUGUGGAAAUUUAGUAAGUUGAGGUGACUAAACUGCUUGGAGCAAUCCUGGAUUGUAAACUGUCAUGGUCAAAACAUGUUGAUACAACAGUAGCUAAGAUGGGGAGAAGUCUGUCCAUAAUAAAGUGUUGCUCUGCCUUUUUAACAACACUAUCAACAAGGCAGGUCCUACAGGCCCUAGUUUUGUCGCACCUGGUCUACUGUUCAGUCUUGUGGUCAGGUGCCACAAAGGACCACAGAAAAUUACAAUUGGCUCAGAACAGGGCACCACAGCUGGCCCUUAAAUGUACACGGAGAGCUAACAAUAAUAUGCAUGUAAAUCUCUCAUGGCUCAAAGUUUAGGAGAGAUUGACUUCAUCACUACUUGUUUUUGUAAGAAGUGUUGACAUGCUGAAUGCACCGAGGUGCCUAUUUAAACUACUAGCACACAGCUCGGACACCCAUGCAUACCCCACAAGACAUGCCACCAAAGGUCUCUUCACAAUCCCCAAGUCAAGAACAGACUAUGGGAGGCGCACAGUACUACAGUGAGGGAAAAACGUAUUUGAUCCCCUGCUGAUUUUGUAAGUUUGCCCACUGACAAAGAUAUGAUCUGUCUAUAAUUUUAAUGGUAGGUUUAUUUGAACAGUGAGAGACAGAAUAACACAGAAAAAUCCAGAAAAACGCAUGUCAAAAAUGUUAUAAAUUAAUUUGCAUUUUAAUGAGGGAAAUAAGUAUUUGACCCCUCUGCAAAACAUGACUUAGUACUUGGUGGCAAAACUCUUGUUGGCAAUCACAGAGGUCAGACGUUUCUUGUAGUUGGCCACCAGGUUUCCACACAUCUCAGGAGGGAUUUUGUUCCACUCCUCUUUGCAGAUCUUCUCCCAGUCAUUAAGGUUUCGAGGCUGACAUUUGGCAACUCGAACCUUCAACUCCCUCCACAUAUAUUCUAUGGGAUUAAGGUCUGGAGACUGGCUAGGCCACUCCAGGACCUUAAUGUGCUUCUUCUUGAGCCACUCCUUUCUUGCCUUGGGCGUGUGUUCUGGGUCAUUUUCAUGCUGGAAUACCCAUCCACGACCCAUUUUCAAUACCCUGGCUGAGGGAAGGAGGUUCUCACCCAAGAUUUGACGGUACAUGGCCCCGUCCAUCGUCGCUUUGAUGCGGUGAAGUUGUCCUGUCCCCUUAGCAGAAAAACACCCCCAAAGCAUAAUGUUUCCACCUCCAUGUUUGACGGUGGGGAUGGUGUUCUUGGGGUCAUAGGCAGCAUUCCUCCUCCUCCAAACACGGCAAGUUGAGUUGAUGCCAAAGAGCUCGAUUUUGGUCUCAUCUGACCACAACACUUUCACCCAGUUCUCUUUUGAGUAAUUCAGAUGUUCAUUGGCAAACUUCAGAUGGACAUGUAUAUGUGCUUUCUUGAGCAGGGGGACCAUGCAGGCGCUGCAGGAUUUCAGUCCUUCACGGCGUAGUGUGUUGCCAAUUGUUUUCUUGGUGACUAUGGUCCCAGCUGCCUUGAGAUCAUUGACAAGAUCCUCCCGUGUAGUUCUGGGCUGAUUCCUCACCGUUCUCAUGAUCAUUGCAACUCCACGAGGUGAGAUCUUGCAUGGAGCCCCAGGCCGAGGGAGAUUGACAGUUAUUUUGUGCUUCUUCCAUUUGCGAAUAAUCGUACCAACUGUUGUCACCUUCUCACCAAGCUGCUUGGCGAUGGUCUUGUAGCCCAUUCCAGCCUCGUGUAGGUCUACAAUUUUGUCCCUGACAUCCUUGGAGAGCUCUUUGUUCUUGGCCAUGGUGGAGAGUUUGGAGUCUGAUUGAUUGAUUGCUUCUGUGGACAGGUGUCUUAUAUACAGGUAACAAACUGAAAUUAGGAGCACUCCCUUUAAGAGUGUGCUCCUAAUCUCAGCUCGUUACCUGUAUAAAAGACACCUGGGAGCCAGAAAUCUUUCUGAUUGAGAGGGGGUCAAAUACUUAUUUCCCUCAUUAAAAUGCAAAUCAAUUUACAACAUUUUUGACAUGCGUUUUUCUGGAUUUUUUUGUUGUUAUUCUGUCUCUCACUGUUCAAAUAAACCUACCAUUAAAAUUAUAGACUGAUGAUUUAUUUGUUAGUGGGCAAACGUACAAAAUCAGCAGGGGAUCAAAUACUUUUUCCCCCUCACUGUACAUAGAGCCAUUGCUACAUGGAACUCUAUUCCAUAUCAGGUAACUGAUGCAAGCAUUAGAACCAGAUUUAGAAAACAGAUAAUAUUACAUCUUAUGUAACAGCGGGGACUGUGAAGAGACACAUACAGAGGUACAGACACACACACACACACACACAGGCACACACACGUACACACAGACUUAGUAUUGUAGAUAUGUGGUAGUAGAGUAGUGGCCUGAGGGAACACGUAAUGUGUUGUGAAUAGUGUUAUGAAAUGUAAUGUCAUGUAAUAUAUAGUAAUAGUAAUAGUAAUAUGCCAUUUAGCAGACGCUUUUAUCCAAAGCGACUUACAGUCAUGCGUGCAUACAUUUUUGUGUAUGGGUGGUCCCGGGGAUCGAACCCACUACCUUGGCGUUACAAGCGCCGUGCUCUACCAGCUGAGCUACAGAGGACCACUAUAUUAAAUUGUAUAUAACUGCCUUAAUGUUGCUGGACCCCAGGAAGAGUAGCUGCUGCCUUGGCAGCAGCUAAUGGGGAUCCUUAAUAAAUACAAAUACAAAAGUUGGUUGUUGAUCCUUGCUUAACAGCCAUUUUCAAGUCUUGCCAUAGAUUUUCAAGCAGACAGGAACAUUAAAUGUUGUCUUGGUAAGCAACUCCACUUGGCCUUGUGUUUUAGGUAAUUGUCAUGCUGAAAGGUGAAUUUGUCUCCAAGUGUCACGAUCGUUGACUGAAGACACGGACCAAGGUGCAGUGUGAUAAGCGUACAUACUUUUAUUAACGUACUUAACGACAAAAAUAACAAACAAACGAUACGUGAAGUCCUGAGGAUAUAACACAACAAACCUUUACGGAUCAAGAUCCCACAAAGACUAGUGCAAAACAGGCUGCCUAAGUAUGGUCCCCAAUCAGAGACAACGAGCUACAGCUGCCUCUGAUUGGGAACCACCCUGGCUAACAUAGAUCAAACGAUCUAGAACAAAAACAUAGAAAAACUAAACAUAGCAAAUCCACACUCUGGCUCAACAUUUAAGAGUCCCCAGAGCCAGGGCGUGACAGUACCCCCCCCCCCCCCCCCCAAAGACACACAAACACAAGAGGGUAGGGGCCGAGGCGGAUCCGGCUCCGGGCGUGACUACCACUCUCUCUCCACCCCCCCGUUGCGCCCCUGAUCUGGUCCCGCUGGCCGGAGCUGGACUGGACACCGGUGGAGCGGAUUGCUCUGGCUCCGGAGUGGAUCCGCUGACUGGAGUUGGACCGGACCCCGGUGGAGUGGAUUGCUCUGGCUCCGGAAUGGAGCAGCUGACCGGUGCCGGACCAGGCACCGGUGGAACAGGCACGGGCCGUGCCGGACUGGACACACGCACCACUGGCUUGGUGCGGGGAGCAGGAACAGGCCGGACCGGGCUGGCGACGCGCACCACUGGCUUGGUGCGAGGGACAGGAACAGGCCGGACCGGGCUGGCGACGCGCACCACUGGCUUGGUGCGAGGGACAGGAACAGGCCGGACCGGGCUGGCGACGCGCACCACUGGCUUGGUGCGAGGGGCAGGAACAGGCCGGACCUGGCUGGCGACGCGCACCACUGGCUUGGUGCGGGGAGCAGGAACAGGCCGGACCGGGCUGACGACGUGCACCACUGGCUUGGUGCGGGGAGCAGGAACAGGCCGGACCGGGCUGGCGACGCGCACCACUGGCUUGGUGCGAGGGACAGGAACAGGCCGGACCGGGCUGGCGACGCGCACCACUGGCUUGGUGCGAGGGACAGACACAGGCCGGACCGGGCUGGUGACGCGCACCACUGGCUUGGUGCGGGGAGCAGGAACAGGCCGGACCGGGCUGACGACGCGCACCACUGGCUUGGUGCGGGGACAGGAACAGGCCGGACCGGGCUGGCGACGCGCACCACUGGUUGGUGCGAGGGACAGGAACAGGCCGGACCUGGCUGGCGACGCCCACCACUGGCUUGGUGCGAGGGAUAGGAACAGGCCGGACCGGGCUGGCGACGCGCACCACUGGCUUGGUGCGAGGGACAGGAACAGGCCAGACCGGGCUGGCGACGCGCACCACUGGCUUGGUGCGAGGGACAGGAACAGGCCGGACCGGGCUGGCGACGCGCACCACUGGCUUGGUGCGGGGAGCAGGAACAGGCCGGGCUGGACUGGGAACACGCACCAUUGUCUUGGUGCGGGGAGCCGGAACGGGCCGGGCCGGACUGUGGAGGCGGACUGGAGGUCUGGAUCGGAGAGCUGACACAACCCGUCCUGGCUGAAUGCCUAUUUCCACACAAUAUGUGUGAGGCAUCAGCACAGGACGUACAGGGCUGUGCACUCGUACUGGCGCUACAGCACGUGGCACUGGCGCAGGAUAUACGGGACCGAGGAGGGGUACUGGAGGCCACGAGCGUUGAGCCGGCACACCCCGUCCUGGCUGCAUGCCCACCUUAGCACGAGACAUGCGUGGUGCUAGCACAGGACGUACAGGACUGUGCCGGAACACUCGCAGCACAGUACGUGGCUCCGCCAACCACCCUUUUAGCCCCCCCCAAAAAAAAUAUUGGGGCUGUCUCUCGGGCUUCCUCCCCGGCCGGUACCCUCUGCUUUGCCGCUGCUCCUCUCUGUAGCGCGCCUCCACAGUCUCCUCUCCUGGCUGGGCAUUCACCUUUGCCCAUGGCCCUUUCCCCGCGAAUAUCUCCUCCCAAGACCACCAUUUGCCCACCUGCGACAUCGCCAUCUUCUCCUCCUGGGCACGCUGCUUGGUCCUCUUAUGGUGGGAUCUUCUGUCACGAUCGUUGACUGAAGACACGGACCAAGGCGCAGCGUGAUAAGCGUACAUACUUUUAUUAACGUACUUAACGACAAAAAUAACAAACAAACGAUACGUGAAGUCCUGAGGUUAUAACACAACAAACCUUUACGGAUCAAGAUCCCACAAAGACUAGUGCAAAACAGGCUGCCUAAGUAUGGUCCCCAAUCAGAGACAACGAGCUACAGCUGCCUCUGAUUGGGAACCACCCUGGCUAACAUAGAUCAAACGAUCUAGAACAAAAACAUAGAAAAACUAAACAUAGCAAAUCCACACCCUGGCUCAACAUUUAAGAGUCCCCAGAGCCAGGGCGUGACACCAAGUGUCUGUUGGAAAGCAGACUGAACCAGGUUUUCCUCUUGGAUUUUGCCGGUGCUUAGCUGUAUUAUUAUUUUUUUAUUUUUUUAAUUAUGCCUUAGUCCUUGCCGAUGACAAGCAUACCAAUAACAUGAUGCAGCCGCCAUCAUGCUUGAAAAUAUGAAGAGUGGUACUCAUUGAUGUGUUGUGUUGGAUUUGCCCCAAACAUAACACUUUGUAUUCAGGACAAACGGUUAAUUUCUUUGCCAAUUUUUUGCAGUAUGACUUUAGUGCCUUAUUGCAAACAGGAUGCAUGUUUUGAAAUAUUUUUAUUCUGUACAGGCUUCCUUCUUUUCACUCUGUCAUUUAUGUUAGUAUUGUGGACUAACUACAAUGUUGUUGAUCCAUCCUCAGUUAGCUCCUAUCACAGCCAUUAAACUGUAACUUUUUUAAAGUCACCAUUAGCCUCAUGAUGAAAUCCCUGAGCGGUUUCCUUCAUCUCUGGCAACUGUUAGGAAGGGUGCCUGCAUCUUUGUACUGACUGGGUGUAUUGAUACACCAUCCAAAGACUAAUUUAUAACUGAAUCAUGCUCAAAGGGAUAUUCAAUGUCUGCUUUUUGUUUACCCAUCUACCAAUGGGUGCCCUUCUUUGCGAAGCAUUGGAAAACCACCCUGGUCUUUGUGGUUGAAUCUGUGCUUGAAAUUCACUGCUCGACUGAGGGACCUUACAAUUAUCUGUAUGUGUGGGGUACAGAGAAUGGGUAGUAAUAAAAAAAAUCGUGUUAAACACUAUUAUUGCAUACAGAGUGAGUCCAUGCAACUUAUUAUGUGACUUGUUAAGCACAUUUUUACUACUGAACUUAUUUAGGCUUGCCAUAACAAAAGGGUUGAAUACUUAUUGACUCAAUUUGUAAACAUAAUUCCACUUUGACAUUAUGAGGUAUUGUGUAUAGAUCAGUGACACAAAAUCAAAAUGGUAUCCUUUUAAAAUUUGGGCUGUAACACAACAAAAUAUGGAAAGAGUCAAGGGGUGUGAAUACUUUCUGAAGGCACUGUAACUACUGCUGUACACACCUUUUCUAUUCAUAUACUGUCCAUACUGUCUAUACACAGCAGUAUAUAAUCAUUUUCUGCACCUGCGAUAACAUCUGUUUACCAAUAAACUGUUGAUUUUGAUAGUGCAACACUUUUCGAUAUACCGUAGUUAUGAUUGUGAAUCCUGGUUUUAGGCUCACGGCAGAUUGCGCGGGUUAUGGACAUAUCGAUGACGGACAUUUGUUUUGAGGGUGUAACAAUUUUGUAAUUAUUCACAACAAAUACAAACUCAUAUUGUUGAAAUGGGAUACCUUGGUUCUAUGACUACAGGACCCUAUCAUAUUCUCUCCAGCCUCCUGUUAAGUGUUCUGAGUCUGACAUUUCCAUCCUGAUUCACAGCAACGAGGUUGGUCCUGCCUUCGAGCUGAAGGUGGAGCUCUAUAGCUGUAACAUAGAGGAGGACACCACCCUGGUCAACACCCCAAAGAAACUGGCCAAGAAGUUCAGCAACUCCUUCGGCAGGGCCUCUGGGAGGAAACUCUGCCCCCUGCUGGACGCUGGAGACCCGAUUCUUUCCUGCAGUCCAGCCCAAUACCCCUAUAUGUGUGCUGUUGUUAAGGCCCAGAGUUUUCCAUGGUCACGUCUCGUGGUCAGGAAAAACGAUAGGUGCUGAUUAUACAGUGGGGUCCAGCAUUAUUGGCACCCUUGAUAAAGAUGAGGAAAAAAUACUGUAUAAAAUAAAUAAUACAAAUACUGAGCUAUAUUGUAUGCUCAAACAAAUGGGAAAAUCAUAUUAUUUUAUACUAUUACAACUGCUCAGAGAAAAAUGUUUUGUUUAACAAGUAAAAAACUAAUCUAGAAAGGAUAGGGGUCAAAAUUAAUGGCACCCCUGUUUUCAGUCCUCCAUCACCCUACCCUUGCGAGGAUAAUGACACAGCCUUUUUCUAAAAUGUUUUAUGAGUUUGGAGAACACAUUGUGAGGGAUCUUAGACCAUUCCUCCAUACAGAAUAUUUUCCAGAUCCUUGAUAUCCUUUGUCUGCACUUAUGAAUGCCCUCUUCAAUUCAAACCACAGGUUUUCAAUGACGUUCAAGCCCAGAGACUGAGAUUGUCAUUGCAAAAAAAAUAUUUUGUGUUCAAUUAACCAUUUUUUUGUGGAUUUUAAUGUGUGCUAGCACCGCCUGGAGUUUGAUAAAACGGCAUUGGCACUUCGAUUGGAACCAGUGCUAUGUUUAGAUGACAUGAAAAUAGAGCUCUUUCGCCAUGCACACCAGUGGUGGUGA
Coregonus sp. 'balchen' is the source of this 10410-nucleotide messenger RNA. The record is from the annotation of a GenBank genome assembly. NCBI's taxonomy places the organism in Eukaryota, Metazoa, Chordata, Actinopteri, Salmoniformes, Salmonidae.